Molecule: messenger RNA, 1008 nt
Organism: Thermothielavioides terrestris NRRL 8126
Lineage: Eukaryota; Fungi; Ascomycota; Sordariomycetes; Sordariales; Chaetomiaceae
Exons: 1
Coding region: 1-1008 (335 amino acids)
Source: RefSeq, a predicted model, not a curated record
AUGUCCUCCAGCGAGUCGGGCCGAUGCCCAGAUGGGAACAGGCCCUCACCUCGGGACCUCGGCGACCAUGGCCGGCCAGGGAAGGAAAUUCCAUGCAGCACCUGCAUGCUAAGCAAGGCUUUGGACAGAAGCAACCAGAAGAAAGAACAGGAAGGGCCCUGUCAACCUAAGCUUCCGGUGUUGAAGAGACGCAGCCUGGUCAACGUCGAGGGGGCAGCUGAGGCACGCCUUCCCGCUAGGACCGGCAGACGAGACGCGGGCUUCUCGAUUCGGGCCACGCUCCGCAAGGUGUCCAGAUCGAACCACACCCGGGAGGAGGCAAUCUACCCCCGGACAUCACUGGCACCGAAGACCUCUCCAUCAGUAGAGCGCCUGAACAAAACCGCCCGCCUCGCACCCCGCCCUUCCCAUGUCGUCCACACCGCGAGCGGACGUCUCCUCAUCAACCACAAAAGCGAUGGCGAGCUGGAGCGAAGCUACGCCCAGCUUGACCCCCAGAGCAGCAUAUCCCGCGCGAACCAAGCCGGCCACGCCGCAACCCCAUCCAGACACCGCCAACCGCCCUGCUACACGGACUCCCAGACAUGGGGCAGAACAUCCUGGAGCAAAACCGCCGCCCAGCCCGUCGUCAGCCCCGCGCCCGCGCACGCGCGCGAUAUCACCCGCUCAGGGCGCGUCUUUCCCGCCAAUCACAACCGCAGCCGCAGCCGCAGCGACGGCGUGAGCCAGAGCCAGAGCCAAAACAUGAGCAGCAGCAGCCAGAGCUGGGGCCGGCGCGCGGCGGCCGCGGCGCUGGAUAUCGGUCGGCGAUGGAGAGAGAGGGGGCGGAAGGCGAGUUCGGGGUCGCGCGGGGGCUACGAAACUGGUACUGCCAUUGAAGAAAACGGUACGAGUCGUGAAAGCGGUGGUGAUGGGGCUAGAGCGGGAACGGGCGGUCAGGGGCCGAGACAGUGGGCGACACAGGUGCAGGAGGGGCCGCCGGCAGAGGCGGGCCGUCGCGGGGAGUAG